CAAACUUAGAGGACAAAUAGUGCUCAGAGUCAUAUUUAAAGGACAAAGUUGAAUCUAUCCUCAAAGAUAAGGGAUGAUUUUGACUAAAAACUCCAGAUUAUCUCUUUGUAUAUUCUGGGUUCUUCUAGAAUGGGCCAAGAGAAUCAACUGAAGCUUUAAGGCCCAUUUGUUGUAAACUAAGUCCAAAGCAAAACAAGCCCAUUUAGAAUUAACUCCAAAUGCCUCACCCGUUCUUGUAAGAUAUACAUCCCUUCUUAGACAUAAAUCAAACAUAAGCAAACCUAGCCGACUUUGUCUCUCUUGUCUUUGUCUUGUUUGUCUCUCUUCAUACUUUCAUAGGAAAAUUCGAGAAGUCCAUUUUCAUUUCUAACACUAACAGGGAAUGAGUCGUCGCUAGUUUAUUUUCGUCUUGAACCAUUUAUUAUAGGUAGAAGUGUGAUGAUCGUACUUUAAUAUAACAUAAAUAAAUUUAUAUUUUACAUGUAUAAAGUUGUCGAGUUUUUAUAUAGAUUCGUCAACUUUUAUUUCUUUCUAGGUUCUCGUUCCCACAAUUUCCCCCUAAAAAAAAAAAAAUUCGACAUUUUUAACCCGCUGCACAAUUUGUUAGACAUAAUCUAGAAAAUAAAACUUAAAUUAUAAUGCAGACUAAGAAAUAAAUUAAAACUUAAUUUUUGGUUCUUGUAAAGUGUAAACAUUGCUGAAAAGCCACUUGAUUCGCCGAUACUUUAAAAAAGCGGGCUUUUGUAAAGUCAAAACUGUACUAUCAAAAAUCUUUCUUAAACUAAAACCUAAACCUUCCCCUUUUCCUCCUCCUUGUCUUCAUUUGAAUUUUCUUGAAACUUUUGUUUUGGGUCAAGUUAAGGAGGUGAAUUGGUAAAGGAAAAGAAGAAAAAAUGGCAUGUAUCUCUCUCAAUAUAGAAGCUACUGCUUUAAAGUUUGUAAGAAAUUGCCAAAACCAUUCAACGAGUUUGUUCUCAGCAAACCAACAGAGUUGUUUCAAAUUCAGUUCCGCCAAUUGGAAUUGUUCUAAUUUUCCAGUUCGUCCUACUUCUCGCCGUGGUUUUAAUACUUACAAAUCUUUCGCCACUGCUUUCAAUAGCCUUUAUGUGGAUAAUAUCAACCCCGAGGAAAGGGUGGUUGUCUUGGUUAUUGGAGGAGGAGGGAGAGAGCAUGCACUCUGUCAUACUCUGAGGCGAUCCCCUUCGUGUGAUGCUAUUUUCUGUGCACCUGGUAAUGCGGGAAUUUCCAGCUCAGGAGAUGCAACUUGCAUAGAAGACCUCGAUGUUUUAGAUAGUUCAGCUGUGAUUGCUUUCUGUCAUAAAUGGGGAGUUGGGCUGGUUGUUGUGGGACCAGAGGCUCCGCUUGUUGCAGGUCUUGCUAAUGACCUUGUUAAGGAAGGAAUUCCUACCUUUGGCCCCUCUUCAGAAGCAGCUGCUUUAGAAGGUUCUAAGAACUUCAUGAAGAGUUUAUGUGAUAAAUAUCGAAUUCCAACUGCAAAGUAUCAAGCAUUUACAGACCCAUCCGCUGCAAAAGAGUACAUCAAACAGGAAGGCGCCCCCAUUGUUGUUAAAGCGGAUGGAUUGGCUGCCGGUAAAGGAGUUAUUGUUGCCAUGUCAUUGGAGCAAGCAUACGAGGCUGUUGAUUCUAUGCUUGUAGAAAAUGCUUUUGGUUCUGCUGGUUCUCGUGUCAUUGUAGAGGAAUAUCUGGAAGGAGAGGAAGCAUCAUUUUUUGCCUUGGUAGAUGGUGAGCAUGCCAUACCUCUAGAAUCUGCUCAAGACCACAAACGAGUUGGGGAUGGUGAUACAGGACCAAAUACUGGUGGGAUGGGGGCAUAUUCUCCGGCUCCUGUCUUGACAAAAGAACUGCAAUCAGUGGUCAUGGAGUCUAUAAUUCUCCCUACAGUGAAGGGAAUGGCUGAAGAAGGCUGCAAGUUUGUUGGGGUUCUGUAUGCAGGGCUCAUGAUAGAGAAGAAAUCUGGUUUACCAAAGUUAAUUGAGUACAACGUGCGGUUUGGAGAUCCAGAAUGCCAGGUGUUGAUGGUCCGGUUAGAGUCUGAUUUGGUCAAAGUUCUGCUGGCAGCUUGCCGUGGGGAUCUACGUGGGGUGUCUUUGGACUGGUCCCCCGGGUCAGCCAUGGUGGUUGUAAUGGCAAGUAAAGGCUACCCCGGCAACUACCAGAAAGGAACUAUCAUUCGUAAGCUUGAGGAAGCAGAGCAGGUUUCUCCGUCAGUCAAAGUAUUCCACGCUGGGACUGCUUUUGAUGCUGAUGGAAAUUUCAUAGCUACUGGGGGACGUGUCCUUGGAGUCACAGCAAAAGGGGAGGAACUUGAAGAGGCCCGAGAUAGAGCCUACCAAGCCGUUGAACAAAUUAGCUGGCCUGGAGGUUUUUAUAGACGAGAUAUUGGUUGGAGAGCACUACCUCAGAAACAAUAUUCUUAAGAGUGAACUCCUACAAUUGUACAUUACAUAUGGAGGGAGCUUAAUAACAUUUUUGGAGCGUGAUAUGGAUAUCAGCUUGUUGUUCGUAUCAGUCAUCUGCUGUGGUGUUUGAUGUGAGUCAAGUAUCGAUAAUGGAGCCAUCCAAUGUUAGACGAAAUGAAAGGAUCCGGGAAAUAUAGAUAGAUAGAAAACCUUGAAUUAAGAAUAAAACACUUUAACCAGUACAAGUGUUUGCUUUUUUGUGCCUAUAAUGAGCCUCAUUGUUUCUGGUUAAAAGGCCCCAUAAUCAUGAUUGCAUAAUAGGUGUUUAUUUUGUUUCCUGGAAUGAGUGUGACUAGCUGCAAUGUGUUAUGUGCACGUCUGAUUUUGUAACUUAAUAAUUUAGUUGGAUCACUGUAUUUUUUGUUUAUGGAGUAGACUUUGAUAUGA
Nicotiana tabacum (common tobacco) is the source of this 2867-nucleotide messenger RNA. RefSeq names its product phosphoribosylamine--glycine ligase-like. Lineage: Eukaryota; Viridiplantae; Streptophyta; Magnoliopsida; Solanales; Solanaceae. The record is from RefSeq and is a predicted model, not a curated record. Gene Ontology annotation, biological process: purine nucleobase biosynthetic process. Gene Ontology annotation, molecular function: metal ion binding; phosphoribosylamine-glycine ligase activity; ATP binding.